GAGCGUUGUAUUUCGGGCAAUCGAAGAUGGCGGGCGGUACAGGCUGAGCGGAGCCGGGCGUCGGCUCGGCUUGAAUUUGGAAGCGCCUCAGCUUUCUCUCUCCCCUCCUUGGAAAGUUGUCGAACCAUGGUGCUAUGGAAAGGAAUUUAUUUUGUACUUGCACUAUUUUUGGGAAGUUUUUUUGGAAGCAUCUUCAUGCUUGGUCCCCUACUGCCACUGAUGUCUAUUUCCCCAGCUUGGUAUCGCUGGCUUACUGAUCGUGUUGUGGCCACUUGGUUUACACUUCCAGUGGCCCUGCUGGAGAUAGUGUUUGGGUCAAAAGUAGUCAUAACAGGUGAUGGAUUCAUCCCCGGAGAAAGAAGUGUCAUAAUCAUGAAUCAUCGAACACGAAUGGAUUGGAUGUUUUUAUGGAGUUGUUUGCUGAGAUAUAGCUACCUCCGACUUGAAAAAAUCUGCCUCAAAUCUACUCUCAAAGCCAUUCCGGGAUUUGGUUGGGCCAUGCAGGUUGCUGCCUUCAUUUUCAUUCAGAGGAAAUGGGAAGAAGACAAACUUCAUUUUGGAAAUAUGCUGGAUUAUUUUUGUGAUAUCCAUGAACCACUGCAGCUUCUCAUCUUUCCUGAAGGAACCGAUCUCACAGAUGAAACUAAAGCCCGUAGUGAUACAUUUGCUGAAAAAAAUGGACUUCAGAAGUAUGAAUAUGUCUUGCACCCAAGAACUACAGGCUUCACUUUUAUAGUGGAUCGUUUAAGAGAUGGUAAUAACCUUGAUGCUGUUCAUGACAUAACAGUGGCAUAUCCUCAAAACAUUCCACAAACUGAGAAACAUCUUCUGUGUGGAAAUUUUCCCAAGGAAAUUCACUUUCACGUCUGCAGAUACUCUGUAGAAUCCCUGCCAACCUCUCGGGAAGACUUGCAACUCUGGUGUCAGAAGCGUUGGGAAGAAAAAGAAAAACGGCUGCGCCAGUUCUAUGAAGGCAAAAAAUAUUUUGAUGUGUCAGGGAGAAGCAAAAUCCCACCCUGUAAAUCUGAGCUCAGGGUCUUGGUUGUUAAGUGCAUUUCCCUCUUGUACUGGACAUUUUUCACAUUCUCUGCGAUUGCACUGUUAUACAUGUACAGCUUUGUAAGAUGGUAUUUUGUGAUUGUAGUUGUCAUUUUCACUGUGCAAGAAAGGCUGUUUGGUGGACUUGAAUUGAUAGAACUUGCAUGUCAUCAAUUUUUUAAUAGACGCAGGUUAUCCAACGUAAACAGAUGUUAAAUUUAUCUGGUGUAUGUACUGAUUGGAUGGGUGAUGUUUGUGAGCACUUUUCAGAUGUGCCAUAAACUUUUCAUAGUGGAAGGAGAUUUUUGCAUGGAAAUUAAUAUUUCUUAAUGCUGUUUUGGUUAAUGCACCAUAGUCUUCUUGUAAAGGACAAAAGUUCAUAUUGAAUUUUUAAUUUUUGAAUGUAUCAAUGUUCCUCUUGCAGCUAGCCUCUGCAGCAUCGCUGGAAAAGCAUUUGCUGAUCGAUCAAAGUUUAUAUCCAUUGAAUUGUUUAAAUACAUAGCUCUAAAUUGCUGGGCAAAUUAGGGAACUAAAAGUCAUGGACUGUGAUUCUUACAGUGCCUUGCUAUAAAUAAUGUGUGAGAUUUGAAAGUCCCAGUUUAUUACACGAUUAAUAGUUGACUAACUUCAGUUCUCUACCUUUAUACCUUACACAGAGUUAAAUGACUGAUGCAGUUAUUGUCAUCCAAAUCAACAAGUGUUUUGAUCUACUGAAAGAGAAAACUAAUCCUGGGACUUAAAGUUGGAUGAAUGAAGAUAAGUCUGUUUAAAAAAAACUUGUGCUAUUUUGAAAAGAAAAAUCCAAAAGUCAGUAAGGCUUACCUCUAAGUAAAGGUGCUGUUAAAGGUAACUGAGCUGGACCCCACCAUCCUUUUGCAAGUCCUAAAUCAUCUUCAGGAUUCAAUUCCUGUGAAUUGUUUGUCAUAUGGUGAAAUCAGAGUCCAUCUCCACUUCAGGUUUAAGCUGCCCUCCAAACCUAACCGCUAAAUGCUCAGGCAAAACAAUGUAAAACUGGGCGAGGUAUUUAAAUUAAGUUUCCCAUGAUAUGAAAAUAGAAAUAAUGUUUAAAAUUGCCCCAUUGGAUUAUUACUAUAAGAAACAUUAAGGUUUUUCUAUUAACAUUUGUCUCCUUUCCCAAAAUCUGAAUUAGGAGAAUACUUUAUCAUGGAAACUGAAGAACAUUUGUGAAAUCAGUCCAUGUUUGACGAUAAGCAGCGCCCCUUCCCGCCCCUCCCCAGGCUUCUACUCCAUGUAAUGAAUUAGAUUCCCCCCCCC
Notechis scutatus (mainland tiger snake) is the source of this 2313-nucleotide messenger RNA. RefSeq names its product lysocardiolipin acyltransferase 1 (gene LCLAT1). Gene Ontology annotation, biological process: phosphatidylinositol acyl-chain remodeling. Gene Ontology annotation, molecular function: acyltransferase activity. Lineage: Eukaryota; Metazoa; Chordata; Lepidosauria; Squamata; Elapidae. The record is from RefSeq and is a predicted model, not a curated record. Gene Ontology annotation, cellular component: endoplasmic reticulum; endomembrane system.